GCAGACUUUUCCUUCAGGAGGACCCUCCGCAGCGCGCCAUGGAGGGCUACCGGAACGCCACCGAGGUGCAAAUGAGUCAGAUGGUGCAGCCCUGCCACACCAACUACCGCCAGGAGCUCAGCAUCGGGCAGCUGCUGAAGUGGAUCGACACGGCCGCCUGCCUUUCGGCUGAGAGGCAUGCAGGCUGCCCCUGCGUCACAGCUUCAGUGGAUGAUAUCUAUUUUGAGCACACAAUUAGCGUGGGGCAAGUUGUCAACAUCAAAGCUAAAGUGAACCGAGCAUUUAAUUCUAGCAUGGAGGUAGGGGUGCAGGUCAGCUGUGAGGAUCUCUGCAAUGGUAAUCAAUGGAGUGUGUGCAAGGCAUAUGCAACAUUUGUCGCUCAAAGCAAGCCAACUGCUAAGAUAAAGUUGAAGCCCCUGGAUCCUAAAACAGAAGAGGAGAAAACGGAAUACAGCAUUGCUGCUGAACGUCGCCGUAUGCGACUGGUGCACACGGAUACAAUAAAAGAGCUGCUUACUAAGAGCCCUGUGCAGGCUGAUCUUGAGAACAGAGAAUGCAACAUGACCGUACCUGCUGAAAAGACCAGAGUGGAAAGCGUGGAACUCAUUUUACCCCCACAUGCCAACCAUCAGGGAAACACGUUUGGUGGGCAGAUCAUGGCGUGGAUGGAAAACGUGGCCACAAUAGCAGCAAGCCGAUUGUGCAAUGCCUAUCCCACCCUGAAGACCAUUGAAAUGUUCCAUUUCAGGGGACCAUCCCAAAUUGGGGACCGCCUUCUGUUCAAGGCCAUUGUUAACAAUGCAUUUAAGUACAGCAUGGAGGUUGGGGUGUGUGUCGAGGCCUAUCGACAUGAAAUGGAAGUCAGCCGAAGACAUAUAAAUAGUGCUUUCAUGAUUUUUGUAGUCCUCAAUGAAGAUGGUCAGCCACGUACACUUCCAAUGCUGAAGCCAGAACCAGGGGAUGGAGAAAGACGGUUUAAAGAAGCUAGCGCGAGGCAAAAAAUUAGACUAGACAGAAAAUAUGUUGUGUCCUGCAAAUAUACUGAAGUACCUUUAUCUGUGCCUUGGGACCAGAGUAACAAGGUUUAUCUGAGUUAUAACAACGUUACUGCACUGAAGACAUUGGUAGCUAAAGCCAACUGGGUACUUGCAUCUGAAAGAGACAAGUUCAAGAUGUACGUUCUGGAAGAGGACAAGUUUCUCUCUGUCCGAAUUGAGAUGACCAUCCGCUUUAAUGUGCUGCAAGCCUUCUUGUUGCUGUCCAAUCUACGAAACAGACCCGAGUGGGACAGACAUUGUGCGAGCUGUGAACUUGUCCAGCAAGUUGACAAGGAUGACAUGAUUUAUCAUGUAAUUAGUCAUACUGUCAGUGAAGAAAACAAGCCUUUGGACUUUGUUGUCCUGGUAUCGCAAAGAAAACCUUGUGGCACAGGGGAUCCCUAUGUUUUAGCAUUCAGAUCAGUUACAUUGCCAACACACCCUGCAAAGCCAGAGUAUACCCGUGCAGAGACUUUAUGUUCUGGCUUUUGUUUUUGGCAAGAAACAGACGAACUUACCAAGGUGUCAUACUAUCAUCAGGCUACAUCAGGUGUGCUCUCCUAUAUCACAACAAAUGUAACUGGCCUGUCUUCAAGUUUCUAUCGCACUUUUCAAGACUGCGAGCAAUUCCUCCUGAAGAACAAAGACAAUGUCUCCGUUGGGCUUCAGAAUCUUUAGCUGCACCAAGAUUUUUCUGUCUGUCCCAUGAUGAACUUUGUUGUAAAUACAAUUAGAAAUCACUCCACUGAGUAUGUGAAGAAGAGAGGAGAAUUGAAAACGGACCUGUUCAAAUGCUUCAAUUUAUGUAGCCAGUCUUAGGGGAAAACCCAUUUAGGGAGACUUCUGAGCUAAAUCAAAAUUUUCUAUCCAGGUCAACCUAAUGAUCAGAGCUUUAGUAGUCAGGGUAUAAGUGAGCAAAAUGGGAAGAUUCUUCCAGGAUUUUGCAAGUCCUUACUUGCCUCCAUGUUGGCUUCUGUUGAAGUCCUAUAUGAUGAUCAGAAAAAUCUGAUGAAAAGUAGAACUUCAAACUUGAUACUUUUUGGUGAGGGUCUUCUAUCACCAUUUUUUCCUUGUUCAGGACACUAGGAAUUAAAGCACAGAUUGCAAUUUUGUAUUAAAUUCAGCUUAAGCAAGCUGUCAAAGUGAAAUGUAUUUUAAAGUGCCUUUUAAUCAAGGGAAUAAGAUUUGAAAGAGUGAAAAGUCAUAGGAAGAUAUCUUUUUUUAACAGGAGAAUCUACAACAUAAUAUUGGGGAUGGUGGUGGGUUAUCAUACCAUUAAAUAUGUAUGAAACUUCAAAGCACACUGUACAAACACAGCAAAUUACUGAAAUCAUGUCACAUGUAAACAAAAAUUUUAGACAUUCCUUAUGCAUAGUUUCUCCUGAAUGUUAGGAAAUUGCUGAUAUGUUUUAUUAAGGUUUGAUUAUUUUGCCACCAAGAAAUUAUUCCUCAGUUUUAUUUUUGGUAUUUUGGAAGAAAUGUUAUUCUUUGAUGACAGAAUACCUCAUUAUCUAUUUUGGUAGAUGGUUCUUUUCCCCUAAGGUUUUGUGCAAAUUUUUGCCAUGCCAAGCUUCCCAAAUUUUUUAAAGGCUUCUAAGGCAGUGGAAGGUUAUUGAAAUUAAUGACAAUAAAA
Molecule: messenger RNA, 2670 nt
Organism: Protobothrops mucrosquamatus (brown spotted pit viper)
Lineage: Eukaryota; Metazoa; Chordata; Lepidosauria; Squamata; Viperidae
Gene: ACOT11
Product: acyl-CoA thioesterase 11
Exons: 16
Coding region: 39-1715 (558 amino acids)
Cellular component (GO): extracellular exosome
Molecular function (GO): lipid binding; thiolester hydrolase activity
Source: RefSeq, a predicted model, not a curated record